Molecule: messenger RNA, 1870 nt
Organism: Hypomesus transpacificus
Lineage: Eukaryota; Metazoa; Chordata; Actinopteri; Osmeriformes; Osmeridae
Exons: 4
Coding region: 320-1099 (259 amino acids)
Molecular function (GO): metalloendopeptidase activity
Source: RefSeq, a predicted model, not a curated record
AUUUGACUCUAGACUAGUCUUCCGGUAUUUGUUGCGUUCAAUCCACAGUCUAUGGGUCAAACCUUCGCAGAUGUGACAGGACUGUGUAGGUGUGACGCACUCAAUAUUAACAGUCACGUAGUAAAGUAUAGUUUUAUGUUUAUUUAAGAAAUACUUCAAAUACAAAGGGACUUAUUUUGAAGUCUAUCUCAAAGUCAGUGGUGAAGAGCUCUUCGAUAGUGGUUGAGGAAGUUAAAGGGACCCGCCGCUUGGAUUAGUUGAAGCGAAAUUGACAUCGAGUAUUCAUCUGUUCGUAUCUCCUAUUUUAAAGGGCCAUCAAAUGUCUGAUUCCAUCUCUGAGUUGAGUGGGGAGAGGCUGGAGAUAGCAGAGCAGGCCAGGAGAGCCACCAUAGAGAUAUUGCAGGACGCUCUGGAGAAGAAAUUCUAUGGCUUUCCUGUCAGUUACCGCUACUCCUGCGCCGACCCUGUGGACCCCUAUACGUUCUGCUGCAUACCUACAGAGAAGCUCCUCACCGACCUGCUGAAGACCAUGAAGGAGAUCCAGUUCAGACAGGACCUACACCCUGAGAACUACGAUGUCUUUGCCUACGUCAGAACAGGUGUGAUAGACAACAAUGUGUAUUUGUGCAAGCUUUUCUGGAGUGCCCCAGACAACCUGUGUGCAGAUUCCAAGCCGGGAAUCCUCAUCCACGAGGUGUCUCACCUCCUGGGGACUGAUGACAUCACGUAUGAAUGGCAGACUGUGGUGCUUUAUGAGGACUAUGGGACACUGCUGGGAAGGUCUAAGUACAUCGAAGGCGAUGAUGGGAAAAUGCACUCCAUGGAGCAUGUGGCCCAGGUGAAUGCCAACUCUCUGGAGUACGAGUUUGAGACCAUUAUCAACCACAAGCACUCUUACCUGAACGGCAAGUAUGCUUGUUGUGGGGAGAACAAGAAGAAUUCUGUCUGCAGAUCCAGAGAGACAGGACAUUACCAUUUACACAAGCAUUUUGAAGACAGGAAGAAAGCGAUGGAGGAAUCAAUGAGUGGUCUAAAUGGGGCAAUGCGGUUCACCAAAAUAAAACAUGGUCCUUGCAGGAAGUCUGUCAUACCGAAGUGAACACAGCAAAUAUACAGUAUAACGAUUCCAGCAUGGCCAUACAUUCACAUCAUAUAUUCUAAUAUAAUUCUGUACAUCCUGAGUAGACCCUACUAAUACAGUAUCAACGAUAAUUGAGUAUUUGAGCUAUUUCGGCUUGCUGAAACACAUACUAUUCAGUCAAUGUCAGGGUUGGGGACAGGACUGGAACAUAGUGCAGAAUUAAUUCUUUAAUAAACAAAAAGGGAGACCGGGCUGGCAUAAGCGAUAAACAAACAAUCCGGCAGGGAGAGGAAGGUCGGGCUGGUUUUUGUAGGUGGUUGAUGAGCUGAUCGUUGACAGGUGCGCUGAUGAGUGACUGGUGUCAGGUGCGGGGAGAGAACAGCAACAGCAAGGUGUGUCCACAGCUGAGGAAGGUGAGGGUGACAAACAGAAAAACGAAACAAGAUCACACCCACACCGGACUAACGCUGGGUGGGCGUGACAGUGAAUUCAUUAAUCUUUAUCACACAUGUUGCAUUAUAUCACUAUGUAAGGGCACAAUAUGCACUUACAUAUACGUCACUCCUCUUUGUAUCAAUAGUGUAUUUAACUACACUUAAUUACAUACUUUAAAACGACCAUAUACGUAUCAUGUAAAAUUACUGUAGUACUCUUAUAGUACUAUAGAACUGUAUACCUCCAGUGCUUGUUUAUCAUCUUGUUUAUCAUCGACUGCUCUAUGGCUACAUGCUCUUGUGUACUUUGCUAGGGAUAACAGCAUCUGCUAAAUAAAUGAAAAUGUUAGUUCCA